Molecule: messenger RNA, 1236 nt
Organism: Phaeoacremonium minimum UCRPA7
Lineage: Eukaryota; Fungi; Ascomycota; Sordariomycetes; Togniniales; Togniniaceae
Product: putative pentatricopeptide repeat protein
Exons: 1
Coding region: 1-1236 (411 amino acids)
Molecular function (GO): protein binding
Source: RefSeq, a predicted model, not a curated record
AUGAGGCAACAUAACAUUGAGCCCGAUGCUCAUCUCUAUUCGAUCAUGCUGAACGGCGCCAAGUUGUGCCAAGAUUUCGGCUCCAUUCGACGAGUUGCCGACCUCGCUCAUUCAGCCAAUGUGAGGGAUCCGAUUGUCUGGAAUGACCUCCUGCACUCGAUUUUCGUAUCGUCUCUUAUCGAGGCGAGGAAGAAGAACAUGAAGCCGCCUCGAGUCUUGCCGGUAUUUGGGCCAAUGUUACGGCUCUACUCACGCUUCUUCGAUACGAAACCUCUCGAGCCAUUGUUUCUCGGUGACCUGAAACAUAUGCAGGACGCCAAUGCUGCAAGGUGGAUGUUCAAUGAUAAGUUGAAGUCAUUUUGGGAUAACUUUCCCGCCUUGGACGCAAACGAGCUUCUUGAGCCCACUUCUUCCACCUUAGGUAUCAUGGUUCUCGGAUUUGUCCGAAGUCUAUCGAAGCCAUACGACAUGAUUGCCUUUUACUCGCACUUCCGGAAGCUCGUAAAGGAUGGCAACCCUGUUGCCUUACGCAUCAUUCAGGAACAAGGCACGCUCGUGCAUGAUAUCGUCAUCAAGGCGCUGCUUGAGCGGCAAGGCUUACUUCGUGUUGGCCUUGAUGUAGUGAGUGAUAUGCUGAAAGAUGCCGCCACCGCAGCUGCUGUGCAACAGUCACCGCCAUUGAUGGCUGCUGAGCAUAGCCCGGAACCAAAUGUCACGUCUGUGUCACCUGCCAAGCAUCCCGCACCAAGCGUCUUCACAUGGAGCAUUCUGCUCAACGGUUUCAUGUACCACCGUCUUCACCACCAAGGCGAGAGCAUCCUGCAUUUAAUGCGACGCCACGGUAUUAGUCCCAACAUUGUUACUUGGAACACGAUUGCCGCCGGCUAUGCUCGACUCCAACGGGUUGACAGGACUGUGCGAGCAUUGCAACGCCUUGAAUCCGCGGGCUUUGAGGCUGAUGACUUCACACUGCGCGCUUUUUCAUAUCUGAAGAACAAAGGGCGCGCCAUUGCCCAGAUGGAGUCGAUGAUGAGACUCAAACGUCAGAGGUACGAAGAUCUCCAGGCGCGGCUCGCGGCUUCGCCUCCCUUAGAUGAAUUGAAACAGCUAGAGAGCGAGGUCGACGAGAUAGCGAAAAUGAUGGAAGGCCAGUCUACAGUAGAUGAGAGCUAUGGCAUGUCGAGCUUCCGUCCAUCGUUAGCAACAGCUACAGCUCCCUCGGCUCUCGCGACAUAG